GGAAGAGGGAAGUCCUGCCUUCCUUCAGACAGACUGAAACUAGUUUUAGGCCACUUUUAUUUUUAGCAACUUUACUUGAAUGCUGUAGUAAAACGUCCGCGGAGCAGAGCCGCGGCUCAGCCCACACAGCUGCAGGGAGCCGCGGGCCACGGACUGCGACAUGUCGGAGAGACCGGCGACCGCCUGGACGUGACUGGGAGAGGAGGAUGGAGGGAGAGAAAAAGACGGCCGAGGAGAUAGAGGAGGAGGAGAAACAGCUUCAUCAUCACAUCGCAGCAGCGUCCUCUGCAGACUACCAGGACCUUCCCAUCAUGCACUGGGAGGACCUGAGCCAGCGGAUAGCUGAGUUGGAGAAGCAGGAGCAGGAGAGGAGGGAAAGGGCAAAGAGGGGGCCGGGGCUGAGGAUGGAGGCGGUGGGAAUGCGGCCAGACGUCUGGGAGGAAGAGGAUGAAGACUUCAGGAGGUGUCGAGCGGCUGUUGUCACGUCACGAGUUUACAACCACAGAAACCUGCAGCUGUGCUUCAUCAACAACAGUGACAGCGAAGACGAGGAGGAAGGAACCAACAAUAAGGUCAACACGGGAACACGGCACAACAGUUGCCACGCUGCCGGGCUGAAACAGGAAGUGGCCACCGCUCUGAGGGCGCUGAGAGACAAACUGCUGGCUGAACAGAAGGAGAAGGAGCAUCUGGCCAGCAGCAGCUGUGUCACCAAGCGGAAACAUCUGGAGCACCGGGAGCUGCAGGAGUGUUCGGUACAGCAGCUCAGCACCUUGAGAGCAGCACUUCAACAGGAUGUACACGCUCUGAGCUCCGAGCUGGUGACACACCUGCUGGUACGAGACCAGCUGAGGACAAAGCAGGAUGCCAUGCUGCUGGACGUCCAGGACUUGACCUAACCCCAGGACCAGAGACUGGACGCUCCAUGCAGACUCAGCCAAGCCGUUGAGUUUCCUCUACAUCAGCAUGGACAUUCUGUCACCCUGGGACCAGGCUGCUUGUCCACGUCAGCCCAGGAGUCCUUUACUUCAACCAAACGUUUGCCAACCUGCUAAUGUACUGAAACUGAUAAUUCACCAGCAUCCACAGCAACAGGAGAGAGAUUCAAGUGGAUGAAAAGCGAAUGGCAGGAUGAGUCCUCAAUGCAUGUCCAUAGGAAAGUUCAUGGAAAAGUUGGCAGGAAACUGCAAGUUGAUAUAAAUGUUAAGAAGGAACCACAAACAUACAGAAAUUCUCUGGUUUCUGGAUUGUUAGGAAGCCAGAUCCAUCCGCCAGCAUCUCCAGUCACCCGCCGGCCUACUGAGUGUUAACGUAGCUAGACGGCCACGUCUGAACAGCCAUUUAAUUUGUGUAGUGUUGGUGUUAUUGGGCUACAAAGCUGUGAUCUGUGGCUGUGAAUUCUGUGCAUUGUGUCUGGAAAUGAAGGCAGAGCGGGACAGGAAGUGGACCAGGUGACGGACCCCAGCGGACGGGGCUGCCUUCACUGCAUCAUGGGCAGAUGGCUGCGAUUCAACUAAUGGAUUUCGAUCCGUCUCUGAUAUGUAUUGGUUGCAUUUAACAUUUAGCCUUUUUGCUCACAUAGCUGCCUAAGACACACAGUUGAGUGUAAACCGGUUUAGUCGAGACGCACCGUCAAACCAUCACGGCCACGUUGAUUUCCAAAAGUGGACAGACGCCAAACAGAAGCGCAGUCGGCAGUAACACCCAGCCACGGUCCUGGUGGAGCAGACCGUCUCCGGGUUGUGCGUUAAUUGUAAAAGUAAGGACAUUUUAUCCAAAGUUUAUUUGUCGCUUAUUUAAUCAGAAAUAUUUAUUGUAACUGGGGCUAGACAAAACCGAGCAGUUCCGAUAAACUGCUGUUUUUUUAUUGGAUCGAUCCGAUAUCGAUUCUUAAAAACCUUAGCUUUGUGCCUUUUCUCAGUAAACAUCACAUCUGCACUAAAUGUGGGCGAUUAUCUGUCAGAAGUGGCUCAGUUCGAAGUGCAAGACGUGUAAAAGUCUGUAAACCCAUUAUAUGCAAAGGAGGGAUUCUAACUUAUUCAGGUUUUAUUGUGUUUAUUGCAUUCGCCUGUUUACAGCAAGGGAACCGUGCAGUCAAAUGAUUUUAUUGUUACACUCUCACUUUUCUUCAAAAACAAAAGGGGACUUUCACCAAAAUGUGUUUUGCUACCGUGAUACUGAAUCAAAUAACAAGAUAUUCAUGUUUCUGAGCAUUUAUUUUUCAUUUUAGUGCCAAACAGAUUUAAAUUUGUCAGACAGUCCUCAAAAAUAAAAACUGUACAAAGUACACGAUGUUGUGAUGACAUGAGCCAGCAUUUGUUUUAAAAGUUAAGAAGCACUUACACUGAGUUACCUUCAGUUAUUCUACAAUUUAUAAUAUUAAUUUGGAGUAAAGCUGAAACAGUUAGAUUAAGUAAUUAAUUGAAAACAUAACCAAGCAGCUAAAUUAAUAACAAUAAAUAUAAACUUCAUAGAAGGAGAGUUUUUGGUGGCAUUCCUCGUUAACUGAUGCUAUACCCAGUUCAUGAUUAUGAUUGUGAGAAACAAGCGAGUCGCCCUAAUAUAACCACAUGCACUGGACGUGAUGAUGCGCAUUACAUUUUGAUUUGUCUUUCUAACUCUGCGUUUAUGUCGCCACAAAGUCGUGACCUUAAACAUGACCUGGUUUAAAGCUGAACAUUUGAGGCAGUUUUCAUCUGGCCAACAUUUACUCUUGGUUUAACACACCAGCCGCUGACAUUUAGAUGCAAGUACCAGCGCCAGCAGCGCCCCCUAGUGCCUCACUGAGUAAACAGGUUGAUUGAUAAUGAUUACAUUCACAUUCCUCGAUCUGUGGUAAGAAGAUGAAAGAUAACGGAGGACACACUGGCUUUACUUUUUAUCUGCAUAUAAAUUUAAAGUGACAUGUGUGUGUUAUGUUUGAGACGGUGAGGGACAGUCCAACGGGUAAUACGUCGUCAUAACAUUAGAUAAUAAAGAUUGUUCUUAUGUCACUGUGACUUUAAAAGUAUUGAGACAUAUUUUAAAAGUGAACAUUGAGUGUACUUGUAAAUGUCAACAUUAAUUCUGAAAUAUAUUCUGAGGCAAAGCGA
Messenger RNA from Monopterus albus (swamp eel), 3092 nucleotides. Its product is annotated as schwannomin-interacting protein 1. Gene Ontology annotation, cellular component: plasma membrane; cell junction. Gene Ontology annotation, biological process: positive regulation of hippo signaling. The transcript is spliced from 7 exons. The record is from RefSeq and is a predicted model, not a curated record. Bases 207 to 899 code for a protein of 230 amino acids. NCBI's taxonomy places the organism in Eukaryota, Metazoa, Chordata, Actinopteri, Synbranchiformes, Synbranchidae.